AAAAAAUCCCAGGUAAAGAAGAGUGGUCUAGUUGUGGUGAAAAACAUGAAGAUUAUCGGUCUUCAUUGUUCCAGUACAGACUUGCAUGCCGGCCAGAUUGCACUCGUUAAACAUGGGUCAAGACUUAAAAACUGUGAUCUUUAUUUUUCCAGAAAACCAUGUUCAACUUGUUUAAAAAUGAUUGUAAAUGCUGGGGUGAACAGGAUUUCUUACUGGCCUGCAGAUCCUGAAAUCAGCUUGCAGAAUGAGGCGUCCAAUCCCAUGACUACUGAUGAUGCAAAGCUAGAUGCCAAAGCAGUAGAAAGACUGAAGUCAAAUAGUCGUGCUCGAGUGUGUGUAUUGCUUCAGCCCUUGGUAUGCUAUAUGGUGCAAUUUGUUGAAGAAACUUCCACCAAGUUUGAUUUUAUUCAAAAAAUAGCAAAAUGUCAGCCUGACUCUAAUACUGACUUUUAUACUGCAUGUAGACAAGAGAGAAUAAAAGAGUAUGAAAGUUUAUUCCUAAUUUCAAAUGAGGAAAUGCACAAGCAAAUAUUGAUGACAAUAGGACUGGAGAACCUCUGUGAAAAUCCGUACUUCAGCAACCUCAGGCAAAAUAUGAAAGAUCUUGUCUUGGUCUUGGCAACAGUGGCUGCCAGUGUCCCUGUCUUUGGAUGCUUUGGAUUUUACAACAGUGAAUCACGGCGAACAAAUGAAACAGACCAUCAGGGUUUGCCCCAAGAAAUUGCAAGGCACUGCAUGAUACAAGCCAGGUUACUUGCCUACCGGACAGAGGAUCAUAAAACGGGAGUUGGAGCUAUUAUUUGGGCAGAAGAAAAAUCAAGAAGCUGUGAUGGAACAGGAGCAAUGUAUUUCGUAGGCUGUGGUUACAAUGCCUUUCCUGUUGGAUCUGAAUAUGCUGAUUUUCCACACAUGGACGAUAAACAAAAAGAUCGGGAAAUCAGAAAGUUCAGAUACAUCAUACAUGCAGAGCAGAACGCCUUGACAUUCAGGUGUCGAGAAAUAAAGCCGGAUGAGAGAAGCAUGAUAUUUGUGACAAAAUGUCCAUGUGAUGAAUGUGUCCCUUUAAUCAAAGGGGCUGGUAUCAAGCAGAUCUAUGCAGGAGAUCUUGAUGCAGGAAAAAAGAAAGCAGACAUAUCCUAUAUGAAGUUUGGUGAACUUGAAGGUGUAAGCAAAUUUACAUGGCAACUAAAUCCAUUGCACAAUAAUGCCCUUGAAUUCCAUGACCCCACAGCCAGGGAAAAUGGGGUCCAGAAAACAAAAUCACUAGAUGAUCAGCAGCACCAAAACAAGAAACUGUGUCUUGGUCACUAUUGAAAAAUUAAGCACUUCUGCAGUCUUGCUCUGUACUUUUUAUAAUGCAGCCUGUUUGCACUUUCAAAUAAGGAAGAGUUUUAUUUAUUGUUUGGAAAGUGAUUUUUAAAUAAGUUUAUUUAUGAGGUCUUAAAUGUUUUACAGAAUUACCUGAAUGUCCUUUUAAUUUAGAAGUUCCUGGGGAAAAAAUGCUGCUUGUAUUUUCUCUGAAAGUAACUGGGUGGCUAAUCAUUGUUAACAUGUUAAAAAAAAAAUACCGAAAGUUUAUUGCUGGUAGAUCAGAGUAAUAAUAAAAUGGUAUCUUUUUUGCUUG
Messenger RNA from Charadrius vociferus (killdeer), 1624 nucleotides. It is a transcript of the gene CDADC1, whose product is annotated as cytidine and dCMP deaminase domain containing 1. Gene Ontology annotation, biological process: dUMP biosynthetic process; dTMP biosynthetic process. The record is from RefSeq and is a predicted model, not a curated record. NCBI's taxonomy places the organism in Eukaryota, Metazoa, Chordata, Aves, Charadriiformes, Charadriidae. Gene Ontology annotation, molecular function: zinc ion binding; dCMP deaminase activity. The transcript is spliced from 8 exons. The annotation marks the transcript as partial. Gene Ontology annotation, cellular component: cytoplasm.